AUGGCAUUCACUGACCAUGUCAUAAUCUUCAUUACUCUUGUGGUCUUCUAUAGUGUCACUCUCAUUGUAUGGAAUAAAUCAUGCUGUAACUCGUGUACAUUUUUCUCCUCCUCAGUGUCCAGUGAGGAGUACUCUGUGUUUGUGCUGACAGGAGGUUCUGUUACACUGGAUAUACCAACUGAUGAACUGCCACAGUUUAAUACACUGGUCUGGAUGAAGGGUAAAGCAGAAAAUAUAGUGCGUUUUACAAGGGAGCCUAGAGUUAUAAAACCUUACAGUCCAUAUAUGGACGGAAUGGAGUUCAAUACUGAAACGUUCUCUCCAACACUGAAGAACAUGCAGAAGACAGACAGUGGAAUCUACAGAGUACGAACAACUAGAGAAAAUGAGACCGAUGAUAUUGUAUAUGGAGUAUCUGUUAUAAAUGCAGUGGAGUCUCCUGUCCUGACUGUUGUCUCUAACUGGUCCAGCAUUGACUUUUGUACUGUAAUCGUCACCUGUAGAGGUCAAGACCUCACACUCAGCUCUACCUAUCAAAUUGACAGCUGCUCUCGUGUGGAAAUGGCAUCCUCCCGCAUCAUCACGCUCAUCCUGCAUUUUACUGAGUACUCCAUAAUCUGUAACCAUAGCAACCCAGUCAGCUGGAAGAGUGAAACAAAGAUACUGAACAACUCUGUUCCCUUCAUAAAAGUAAAUGCAUGUCCUAUUCUAACAAAUGCACACACAUAUUUUGGGGAUUGAAAUUUUGUAAACAGUUUGUGUCAACUAUUAGUCAAAUGAAGACAUUUUAUGCUAAUUUAAACUGAACUUGUGCUUCAGUGAUUGUGUUAAAAUAAAUCUUUCCAGACUUUUGCAGAAUAAGGUAUUUGAAACUGUUUUGCAGGUGUAGCCAUGUCUACCCCUGCUGGUGUGUCUCUGUGUCUGCUGAAGACAGUGCUGUUCUCUGUACCCCUGAUGCUCAUGAUGUCUGCAGUCAUAAUUGUUCACAUCAGAGAGAAACUGAGAUGUUGUUAAACUUUCUAUUUCUCUCUCUCUCUGUGUUGGAGUGGAUGCUGGGAGUGAGUGUAUGGAGCGUUGUGAUUGUGAGCGUGAGUUGUGACUCUUGUGCUUUAGGCGAGUUUUCCACUCUUACUUUAUAUCUUGGUUCCUAUUUGGUUUAUUUUUGGUUUUGUUAAGUUUAGGAUUAUUAGUUGCUUUUUAGUAGAAUUAGCAGGUUGGGGAGCUUUUAGGGGGGUUUGUGGAUUGGGCCGUUCUGUUUCCUGUGUUUGUGAAGCAUGACAUCCUCAAGUGCACGGGGUUUGGGUUCACUCACGCGACGUCAUGGAGUGAAGGUGGCAUCUUUGGUAAGUGUGGAGGAUUGUUGUUUGGCUUUGGGUGAAGUUGUGGGGCACGAGAAUGUCCUAUCUGCUUCUAGAAUGAAUAGUGCAACAGUAAUCUUUCUUAUUUCAGUAGAUAAGGCAAAUGAGGUAGUUCAAAUGGGAAUUGUAAUUGAUGGUGCCGUCACUCCUGUUCUUCCACUCUAAUUACCGUCAAAAAAAGUUACUCUUUCAAAUGUUCCCCCGUUUAUGAGUGACGAGAUUCUAUCGCAAGCAUUGUCUCUAUGGAUCAUGUGAUAUGAAUCAUAAAAAUUCCAAUUGGGUGUGACUGUGACUCUCAAUUAUUGAAACACAUUGUGUCCUUUAGAAGGACAGAGUAUAUGAUUGUGAAAGAUGACGUGGAUUUAGUCCUGGUGCUUGAUUUUCACGUGGAGGAUUUUGAUUAUGUGGUUUUUAUAACCACUGACAAAAUCAAGUGCUUCGGCUGUGGUAAAGUGGGGCACCUGGUCCGUGCUUGUCCCAAUAAAAAAAGAGAAAAUUGAUCGCUUAUCUAAUGCAAAUGGGGACAAUACAAUCAACUCUGUUGAGCCGCCCACUGAUGAACCUGAUGCAAACUCGGCUGGGUAGAGUCAGCGGCAGUGCAGGUGACUGAUAAUGUGGGAUUUCAUUCUGCCAAAAUCACGGAUAAUGGUAAUUGUAAGCAAUUAAAUAUAUGAAUCAUGCAAAAGAUCUUGAAAAUGAUGGAGACAAAGGUGAUUCAAGUGGUAAAAUGGCUAUGCAGUUGGAAAUGUUCGGGAAGUUGACGGUAAUGAAACUGAGUUGGAACAAACAGUGUUUAAGGUGCCAUUGAAAAGAAAGAGGUCAGAUAGAGUUUCACUAAGAGUUUUAGUCCAAUUUCUUAUCAAGUUGAAGAAAUUGUGAAAGGAAGACUCUUAAAUGUAAGAGCAAUUUUCAAAAAUCAUUUGUGUAUAUGCACGAAUUUCAGCUGUGGAGAGAAUGUUGUUUCUAGAUACACUUGAUUCUAAUUACAAAGUUGCAGUACUAGGAAUAUUUAUUUGUAGGCAGAGAUUUUAAUUGUACAGAAAAUUGGAAUGAUAGAAAUCAUAUUGAGCUCCAUAUGCCUUCACGUGAGUGUCUAAUUAAGAUUAUUAAUAUGCAAGAAUUAAGUGAUAUUUGGAUAAAUUAUUAUGAUAGACAGUAUACAUGGACUCACGCUCGUGAUAAUGUUUUAUAUAUUGAUAGAUUGGACAGGUUUGAUGGUUUUAAACAUCAGCUGGGUAUUUUUAAAAGUUGUUACAUCUCGCCCCAAAGUGUAUGCUGGCAUUUUAAUAAGUAUUGAACAGAUGGAUGCACCAUCUAAAUAUUUCUUUAGCCUUGAGAAGAAAAAUGGACAAAAAUGUUUUAUUUACUGUAUGCUUUGCGUUCUGAGGCUGGAAUAAUUUUUAGUCAUGCAGAUAUGUGAGGAAGAGCUUGUGGUUUUUGAGAAUUUAUACAAGAGUGAGUUGGGAGCGGGAUGGGGAUCUAAGAGUGCCUUUUUUGACAGGUUGACUCACGUGUCAGAGGGAGCAAAUGCGGAGCUUUCAGGUGCUUUAAGCCUGGGGGAGUUGCAUAAGGCCCUUCAAGGCAUGGGGUCUGGGAAAGUGCCAGGGAUCGAUGGCAUACCUGUUGAAUUUUAUAAAUCCUUUUGGACAGAGGCAGGGGAGGAUCUAUUACUUAAUGACAGUUUAGGCAAAGGCAGGUUGCCUUUAAGUAGCCGUAGAGCUGGCAUUACUCUCCUACCUAAAAAAGAAGACCUUACUGAAAUUGAGAACUGGCGUCCUGUCUCGCUCCUCUGUUCUGAUUAUAAAUUGCUUUCUAAGGCUCUAGCUAAUCCACAAUGUUCUCAGCGAGUCCACUGUUUGCAACGUGGGUGGAAUUUCUGGUUGGCUAGAGGAAGUGCUUGCUUGCGUGUCAUGCAGUUCGAGUCAUGCUUUUUAAAUGUUGUAAGAUGUCUUUAAAAUUCCCCGGACAAUGUGUGCAGUUAAUGGUUAUCCUAAUAAUCAAGCGAAACUAAAGUUUUAUCUAAAAGACCAAUGUUUGAUCAGAAAUCACUCGCAAAGCCCUCCAGUCCCAGAUGCUGCUUCUUCCAUCGGCUGCCUACAGAAGGAUUCACUUAGGAACAUCUGUUUGAAAAAGCUUGGAAUAAUUGGCUUGUGUGCUCUUUUCACUUUAUUGGCAAGAAGUCAACAGUGGGGAUUACUUAUAUUAUCCACCGUUACGAUCCGUCUACGUCCAGAAAUGGAGCGCAAUUAAUUACAUAAACAAUAGCAUAAACUAACAGGAGUGUGUACAUGUGUUGAAAGUUCAUUAGACAUAUUGUGAGUUUGUUAAUUUCUAUUCAGCUUUGGUCUUUGAGAAUGCUUCACAUGUUUUGGCAUUAUUACUGAUUAUAAAAAGGAACUGUGUUUUACCUGAACUGUCUGUGAGGAGUGAUGAUGUUUUCAACUGUUUUCAUGCUGUGAUCCUAAAUGGAUAAAUUCUACAGUGAAAGACCAUAAUUAUUAGAAGAGACAUGUACAGUAGUGAGAUGUUUUAUCCCGUUUGAAAUUAAUUGUAUUAUGAUUUUACUCUUUCCUGCAUUUUUCCUGCCUGCAGUUCACUUUCUUUUAAGUGUCUUUGCAGAAUGUGCAUGUCUUCCCGUAAGAGGAAAAGGUGAUUUGGAAAACAGUGUGGACAAUAAUUCAGUAUCAAUUAAAUUGAUUUGUUCAGUGCUUUUAAUAACACAUACUGUUUUAUAGGUGCUUUACAGAGAACACUGAACUUUUGUGUACAAUGUUUAUAAUGUAUGUCUAAAUAAAUGUUUAUUUGUAUUGCAUGUAUUUCUUUUUGUUCGGUACAGUUUAUUGUGUGGCUGCUAAGACAUCGUGAUUUCCUACACAAGAUCAAUAAAUUCAAUUUUUCAACAGGAUCAGUUGUUCAGUCAACACUAAAACAUUUCAUGUGGGUUAUAGCAUUUAGAUACGGAGAUUAUGUAAAUUGCCAAGAUUGUUAGAUUGUGCUUACUACACGUUAAUCUCCCGCAAAAUAAUUGUAUUUUAUCUGAAAAACAGCAGCAUGACAGUAUCAUCGCCUCAGUCCUGCAAUACACGAGCACCCUGCUGUCUGGACCUCUCCUGUAUUUGCAGUAAGUACAUAACAAACUCUUCAGGUUCUGACUAGACUCAAUUUAAAAUAACCAUAAUUAUCUACAGCUCUCAAAACAUGUCCAACUUUACAGCUGUGAAGGCGCUAAUAGGCUACAUAGUUUUUCAGGUUAGUCUGCUCAGGUUCUUCCAUCGAUGAAUAAAGUCUCAACAAAAUAACUAAAAUGCUUCUAUUUGCGAUAUUUGGCCAUCAUCCUUAUGCUGAUGAUGUGGUGGUUUUCAUGAAAAUUUCAGAAGAUUUUACAGUUUUAUCAUCAGCAAAGUUAAACUGGAACAAGAGUGAAGCUUUUUAACUUGGACAUUGGUUAAAAGGGAAACCAAACCUUCCUGGUGGUUUAGCCUUGGGAAAAUGAGGUUUUAAGUAUUCAGGAGUGUUUUUAGGAGAUGAAAUGGCCAUACAGAAAGAUUGGGAAGGGGUCAUUGAAAAAGUGAAAGGCAGUCUUGAAAAAUGGAGGUGGUUAACACCAAAAAUGUCAUACAGAGGAAGAAUGUUAAUUGUUAACAAUUUAGUAGCUUCAUGCCUCUGGCCUGUCUAGAUCCUCUUCCACAACUUUUAGCAAAAAUUCAAGCAAGUCUGGUAGAUUUUUUUGGGGAUAAAUUGCAUUAGGUUCCGCAAAGUGUACUGUAUUUACCCAAAGAAGAGGGUGGGCAUGGUUUUAUACAUUUACAAAGUAGGACAGCAACUUUUCACUUGCUGUUUCUACAAAGACUUCUUUUUAGAUCAACAAUGAAUGGUUGACGGGGUGUUACAUGCUCAAUAUUGCACAAAACUGAAGGACUGGGGUUAGACAAAUCCCUGUUUUUAAUGGGCCCUCUUAAAUGAACACAAAUGGAGUGCCAGUGUUUUAUUUGCAAACUCUUUAAAGUUUGGAUUCUUUUUUGCUCACAAAGAGAUGAGAACACUUUUUCUCUUUACUGGCUUUUAGAGGAGCCUUUCAUUAAUGGUGCACGUAACAAACAGCAGUUCUUCUUUUUAUGGACUUAAUGGACUAUUGUUGAAUUAGAAAAUAAUCACUUUGAGAAGUCUGAUUAACACAGCUGGAAUGGACUUUGAAAAAAUAGAGGAAGUAGCUUUAUGCCUAAAAGUCAAAUCUUUGCGGUCAAUUGCACAGAUGCAAUCAAACUGGAAAUCUUUACUCAGAAAUGAGAAAAAAAAGUUACUAAUGGACAUGGAGGAGUAAAUACUCCUAAUAUGGAAGACUUUUUUCCAAGAGUGAUUGUGUUGACUAAAUUAUAUGGUUGUAACAUUGUGUUUGGAUUUAUGUACAGCCACUGGUAAAACAUUUUAUAAAACGUGUUAAAUAAAAAAAAUAAAAAAAAGGUUCUGAAUAAUAAAGUUGACACACCUUGGCGCAAUGUACUUGAAUUAGAAGAGAAUGUAAAACCUUAAUGGAGAUCCCUGUAUAAGCCACCGUUAUCAAAAAGGUUGGGUGAUAUACUGUGGAGAAUUCUUCACUGUGCUAUUGCUGUUAAUGCCUUCGUUUCAACUCUAAAUCCUGAGGUUAGCGCUGAUUGUCCUUUUUGUUUAAAGAGAGAAACUGCUUUUCAUGCUUUUAUGGAAUGUGAUAGACUGCAGCAUUUAUUUAUGGUUUUACAAAAGUUGUUUAAUUAUUUUAAUAAUUUUUUUUUUCUAUGGGAAUUUUUAUAUUUGGUUUUAGAUAUGUCAAGAGGAAGAGUUUUGUUUGUCAAUUGCUACAUUUUAUUUUAGGUCAGGCAAAACUAUCCAUUUAUACGAGUAGGAAAAAUAAGAUUGAACAAUUGUCGGGUCAAGAUGUAAUGUUAUUUAUGAAUCUGGUAAAAUGUUAAUUGAUUUCUGAUUUUAUGUCUAUGAAGGAUCUUUUGAGAUUAAAUGGUGUGGCAAUGGGGCAUUGUUUUUUUACACUUUUGCUGUAAUUAUAAUUUUUGUGUGAUUUAUUUAUUAUUAUUACCUUAAGUGUGUGGUAUAAAAGGUAACUGUGAUUGUUGGAAAAAAAAGUGUUUGUUUAAUUGUCGUGAGUAAUA
Messenger RNA from Myxocyprinus asiaticus (Chinese sucker), 6499 nucleotides. RefSeq lists its product as uncharacterized. The record is from RefSeq and is a predicted model, not a curated record. The transcript is spliced from 3 exons. The coding region runs from base 1 to 741 and encodes 246 amino acids. NCBI's taxonomy places the organism in Eukaryota, Metazoa, Chordata, Actinopteri, Cypriniformes, Catostomidae.